This is a messenger RNA of Aphanomyces astaci, 1134 nucleotides long. RefSeq lists its product as hypothetical. The coding region runs from base 1 to 939 and encodes 312 amino acids. The transcript has a single exon. Lineage: Eukaryota; Oomycota; Saprolegniomycetes; Saprolegniales; Verrucalvaceae. The record is from RefSeq and is a predicted model, not a curated record.
AUGCCACAGCAAGUUGAGCUCCUUGACGGCGGCACUGGCGAAGAGUUGUUCCGCCUUGGGGUCCCAGACGACCGCAAGACAUGGUCGGCAUAUGCAUUGACCCAUGACGAGUUCCACGGCACAGUCGUCGACGUCCAUCGAUCGUACCUUCUGGCUGGAGCGACGUACAUCACGACAAACAAUUACAUGGUGACGCCAGCGGGCCACUUUUCGCCCGAGGACAUUCCCAAUUACGUCAAGGUUGCUGGACAGCUCGCGCGAGAUGCCAUCAACUCAUCGACUUGGAACAGUCCUAGGAAAGUGUGUGGGUCGCUGCCUCCGUUGUCGGAGAGUUACCGCCACGACCUCGUGCUCCCCGCCACCGAUGCCAUUCCCUUGUACACAGUCAUUGGGGAGUCAUUGAGUCCAUAUGUGGACCUUUUUUUGGCGGAAACCAUGUCCUCGAUCGCCGAAGCUCGCAACGCCCUGACAGGGGUCCAGCAUCUCGGCAAGCCCGUGCUUGUGUCGUUCACGUUGAGGGGCGACGGCGUCCUUCGCAGCGGUGAAACUGUCGCAGAUGCUUUGGCCAUGUUGCAAUCCAUGGCGCAUCCAGUGGUUGUCGGGGUACUUUUCAACUGCUGCGAGCCGGAAGCCGUCACAAUUGCCUUACGAUCACUCAUAUCGUCUUCGUUUGAGUUUCGGAUUGGAGCGUAUGCCAAUGCCCUCACGCCCGUCCCUGACGGAUGGGUCAUGGAGGGUGCCAGUCCCCAGUCUUUCCGCACCGACUUGUCCCCGACCGAGUACCUCGAGCAUGUCCAGGAGUGGAUCCGUCUCGGCGCUUCCCUCGUCGGCGGGUGCUGCGCCGUGGGCCCGCGGCACAUCCAAGCAAUUCAUGACGCCGUCAUCGUGGGUGCUGUUCCCGCUGUACAUGAUGGGACUAGUGCUAUUCGUCAUGGCUAAGCACACUAGCAUACACCUGACAUGCAUAACGUGUUUGGUGAAGAAUAGUAGUUACUCCAUAGUAGUGCCAAGUCGUUCAAUAUCGCAUGGCUCAGAAAUUUGGAUUCGUGACAGGUUGGUCAUUGUACUACUCCUGGUCCGUUGAGAGUAGUUGUAGUUUUUAAAAGCAGUCAACGUCAUCGCAUAUUUUAUUUG